CUAGCUACCUCUCUAGCAGUCUACUCUAGCUCAUCACUUCUUCAGUUCCUUCAGCUGAAGCGCUUCGCCUUUGGGAGAAGAUCGAGAAGAAUGGAGGGGAAGAAGAGCAGGGUUGCGUGCUGCGUGCUCAUGUUGCUGGUGCUGUCAGCCCAGCAGCAGCAGGUGACGGGCCUGUCCAAGUUCUGCCGCUGUUACCGGAACUGCUACACCGAAUGCAGGAAGACCACCGGGCGCUACCCCUGCAACGCCAACUGCUUUCAGGACUGCGUCAACCGGAUGCUGCCGCCGGCUCCGGCGAAUACGGUCCCCGCCGACUGCCGCCACAUCUGCCUCAUGGGCUUCUGCGGCUCCAUGCAGAUCGCUGACGCCAUGGCUGGGGAUGCCGAGGCGUGUGUGGCUGACUGCACCAAGAACCUCGGUGCCUUUGCACCAACUGCAGCCAAGAUCAACAACAACUGAUGCAUGCAUGCAUGCAUCUGACUGGCUUAACUGAGAGCUGAGAGUAACAGAUAGAGAGAGUUCCAUGCAUGAGCGUAAUGCAAUAAUUGGAUGUUUAAUUAAUUAAGCGUGAUAUUUACAGUAAUAUAUAGUAACAAAUUUCAAAAAAUAACACUCUGUUAUAUUUUUAGUAAAUGGUUGUAUUAAUAAUUGUUGCAUUGGCUCGCUACUAAACAUUGUGUUGAGCUUUACCGAUGCAAUAAUUGUUGGUUCUAUAAAGGAUCUUCUGAUUUUAUCAAUUGCUUUGAUCACCCAUUUAGGCACAUUCUCAUAGCUAUCAGUAGAUAAACCGGGAUGUCUGAUAAGACAGAAACAAACCAUGGUAGCCGAUCUGCUAUUUUUUCAACCCAUGUCAGCAGGUAAGUAACUAGGGAAUUCAGAAGUAGGGCACUGGAGAGUGUCUCCCACCAGGCCCAAGUCUGGAGAAAAACAAAUUAGUGUGUAUGAAUCAA
This is a messenger RNA of Sorghum bicolor (sorghum), 950 nucleotides long. RefSeq lists its product as uncharacterized. The record is from RefSeq and is a predicted model, not a curated record. The transcript has 3 exons. NCBI's taxonomy places the organism in Eukaryota, Viridiplantae, Streptophyta, Magnoliopsida, Poales, Poaceae. Bases 91 to 459 code for a protein of 122 amino acids.